CUACGCUGUCCGGCCAAUCACGUUCCAUAACCGCAGCCGAGCCCCCGCUGACCUUGGACGGGAUUGGCCGGACGACGUAGAAUCUUCGUCGUCCGAGAGACAUCGAACGCGGGGUUGGUUCAUUGCACUGAACUCUAUAAUGGUUCAUUGCCAUUGCACAUUGUGCAUUAUGAGUUCUCUAUAUACCGUGAUUGUGAGUUGCAUUAUAGAGUUCAGUGGGGCCUUGGUUCAGUGAUCAUUGCCAAGUUACUGCUGAAUGCUGUGUGACUGCUUUGAAUAGAUAAUAAUAAAGAAUUAUUUAAUUUAUUUAUUAUUGGUACAGUGAGUCUAGGGCCUUCUUAUCGUAUAUCAAUAUUAUAAGAGUAGCCGAGUUUGAUUUUUCUGGUCACUGUGCCAGCCUGUGCAUCACUAGUGCGAUAUGACACGAGCGUCGGCGCCGCCGCGGCUCGUCUACCGCUGGUCAGUGACCGAUGUUCAGAAGUGGCUGAGGCGCCACCUCAGCGACUAUCACAGCCUCUACUCAGAGCGCUUUCUGCAGCAUGAUAUCGCGGGUGCUGCCCUGGUCCGCCUGAGCCGACCUCAGCUGCAGAACAUGGGCAUCGCCGACCCAAAGCACCGCGAGGACAUCUACCGGGAGAUCGCCAAACUACGCCUCAAGUCGGACCUGCUCGAGAUCCGCAAUGUGUACACGAACGUCAAGGGUGACGCGGUGCUAGUGUGACUGUCUCCUCACCGGUGAGGUACCGCGGUCAGUGAUCUGUACGGGAACACGGCGCUCUUGGUGUGAUCCCAAAGAUAGCAUCACCACUGCGGGACGCUGCGGACGGAUUUUCCGACACUAAAAGAGCGUCAGCUGUCUCCAGACUCGAUAAUGUCGGACGGUGAUCAUUUCCGACGCUCAGAGUUCCACCGCAGAAGAGUGUCGAGGCGACCGUCGCCGGCUACUGCUGGUGGUCCGUUCAGUGUGGAGGUCACACCCAGAUCUACUACACUCUGUGUGAAAAGUCGAGGGUGAUUUGACAGAAGCCCGAUCGGGUGGGAUGAGCGACGGGCCGCCAGGCCACUAUAUCAUAGUCGCGUAGUCUUCUCUGAUGCUUGGAGCACUUAGGUACUCGUGUCGUCACGGGAGUGAAAAGUACGAAGCGCAAACCGUCUAAACCGAAUCAAAUAUCAGCAGGAUGAUGCCUUCCGUUGUGCGUUGUGACAAUUUAUCUUUUUGAAUUGAAUGAGGUAAACAAUUGCGAUAUCUAUCUUGCGAUUUUUGGCGAAGAGAGAUUCCCAUGGGACCUGCCACGGUCUCAGGAUAAGGGUAAAGAACAACGCAGCCCUUAUACAUUAGGCUGCACUGCGGUAGUCAAAUAAUUGUGACUCCCCCCCCCCCCCCCCCCCCCGGUGACGCAGCCCCGGUACAUACAUUCGUUCCAAUUUAUUGCUGUCUUGUGCCGUUAGUGGCGAAGUCGUGGUUGCAUCUUCUAAGAGGAUGUUGACGUGUCUUCUCACUACGUGUAUGUGUGGGGUCUCCCCUUUCUAGCAUUUCAAGCAUUCAUGGUAGCUGUAGAUGAUUUUCUCGAGGGUGCUCCUCGCACGGGGCUGGCCGGUGUCUGGUCGUGCACAAUGGCGCCCCGUGAAGUCACCCUUCACGGCCUUAGUCUGUAUUUACUAAAGGGUGGUUUACCAGCAACGGGGUGGCCACUCUGUGAUGGACAUUCAGACGGCAUCAUUAAUGUGUGACUAUUUUCUUAUACUUGUAUUCCUUACAUGUGAGGCGUCAAUGUUUACUUCGAGAAAAUCAAGUGAUCCGUCGUAAGUCUCAACGUACCGUUCAUUUGAUGUAAUGUGUCGUGAAUUGUGAUCGUAAGGAAUCGUGAUGUGGGCAUGAAUGUGUUUUAUCGGUGGUCUUGCCCUUAAUCAAGUGAUUGUCAUUUUAGUUCAUUUUACGUGACCUGCAUCGACUGGAGAGCAGUCAGCGAACUAAGAGCAUCAGUAUUGCGCACUUGUUAUUAGAUGUACAUUCAGUAAUAAAAUGUGAACAUAACUA
Molecule: messenger RNA, 2038 nt
Organism: Amphibalanus amphitrite
Lineage: Eukaryota; Metazoa; Arthropoda; Thecostraca; Balanomorpha; Balanidae
Gene: ave
Product: protein aveugle-like
Exons: 3
Coding region: 419-721 (100 amino acids)
Biological process (GO): cell surface receptor protein tyrosine kinase signaling pathway
Cellular component (GO): cytoplasmic side of plasma membrane
Molecular function (GO): protein binding
Source: RefSeq, a predicted model, not a curated record